AUGACAUCGCCUUAUCCGCCAUCGACUUCAUUCUCGCCGUCCGUUGCCUCCGACAUGGCUUCUGCGCCGAAUAGAGCGGUCUCCGAUUUGCCGCAGGCUCAGGUAGACGCGAUCAUCCGCACAAAGCGCAAGGCCCGUGAGCCCAAAGCCUGCUAUCCAUGCCAUGCGCGCAAAGUCAAAUGCGAUCGCAAUCUGCCGUGCGACGGGUGUGUUAAGCGCGACCAUGCAGACCUUUGCUCCUAUGAACGCCCUUCCAAGAAGCGAUCGCAGGCCUUUCAUGAGAGUGCUGCCCCCAGCGCUCCAACUCCACCCAUACCCGAAUAUUCGACAUCAUAUGCGUACGAUGAAACUCCAGCAGAAGUAAAACAUGAGCCGACCUCGAGCCGACCUCACAUUCCUGCUGCAGGUGGUGGUCGAGUUUCAAUCGCCCGCGAGGAAUGGGAUAAUGUGCGCAGCAGAUUGCAAGAAAUGGAAUCCACUAUUUCCUCCCUUCGAGUUGGGCUGGAGAGGGCGGAAGAUGGGCUCCCAGCCUCCCGAGACACCGCCAGCGCACAGAGUCCCGAGGCGACUUCCCGUUCUAAGUGUGCCUCGCCAGAACGCGAGGGCAUACACGCUGCGAAUACUCUAGGCAAAGGCACUGUCCAUUUGGGAUCUCGCUCUGUUCUGGCUUAUAUUCUCAACAACCAAUCUGGGUCUGAUCAACUUCAAGCACUUUUGGAAGGAGGAAUACUCCCUAAGCUUGGUCUGGAUAAUGAGUCUGCGACCUAUCCAUUUGUUGAUCUAUGGUCGUCCGAUAUGUCAACAUUUGAUAUCACUGCUGUCUGCAGCGCCCUUCCCAGUGAUCAACAGUGCAGAGAGUUAUUCUACUACUACAGGGACAUUUCGGGAGCUAUAUAUCCCGUUUUAGAGGACAUCUUUGAGUUUGAGAACACCCUGGAGCUUCUUUUGGCGACAAGAACAUCUCUCGGUGGAGAAUACAUGGCCGAUGCAGACGAAGCACAAAAGCCUUUCGGCGUGAGCAUUGCGUACCUGGGACUAUUGUUUGCUAUCCUUGCCUCUGGAUGUCAGUCAUCCGAUUAUGGCAGCAAGGAAAGGGAAUUGACCUCGCAGGUUUAUGUGUGCUGCUCCUACCAGUGCCUCCGCAUGACAAACUUCCUGUCCCAGCCCACAAUUGAGGCAAUUCAAACUCUCCUUGUGAUAGGGAACGUCUUGUCAUACAAUAUGAAUCCCGGAAUUUCUUAUGUCUUGCUUGGCAUGACUCUUCGCAUGGGCUUGGCACUCGGUCUCCAUGUAGAGUCAAGUCGAUUUUCGUCAGCUGAACGAUAUCGCCGACGACAUGUCUGGUGGUCCAUGGCAUGGCAAGACAGCCAUUUUUCGCUUUCCUACGAUCGACCAUCUACCACUGCAGUGAGCCAGCCAGAUAUCGCUUACAGAGACGACUCAAAACCUGGUGAUUUAUCUUAUUUUGAGACUCUGUCUCGAGUCAUUUCGCUUGCACUAGAGGUUGUCCGCAUUCGUAUGCUGAGCCCACACGCGCAAAUAAGCUUGGAAAGCAUACAAGUCUUUAAGGAACGCAUCCAGAAGAUCAUGGUAGAGGCACAACCGUACUUGCGAGAUGCAAGGAAUUGUUCCACAUCUACGCAACAUCUCGAGCGAGUUGUGUUGAAACUGCAUUCUUCUUAUUUCGCCUCUGAGCUCUGCCGGCCAGCGCUCAAACCAAUGGCUGAUGUCAGUGACGCCAGCGCAGCGAGCAUGCGCGAAAAUUGCGUGGUGAAUUUGAUGACUACUGUUGAAGCGUACAUUGAAUUGCACAAUAUCAGCUCUCACGCAGCUCGGUCCUGGAUUGCUUUGCAGCGGGCGAUCAGCUCCGCAUUCCUGCUUGCCGUCAUCGACGAGGCGAAAGCGGACCCGAAUGUGUGGAAUCUUCUCCAUUCACUCGAAGGUAUCAUUGCCCAGAGAGCAAGCACGGAGCGAGCCUAUGGUUCCAAUGAAUCUCCCAAUGUAGCCAAUAUGACCUCGCCGCCCCAAACCCUCGGCACUUACGACCCGGUCACGGGCACCACAAACCCCCCAGGGCCCAUCGCUCCGGUGGUGGAUCCAACUUCUCCGGCUGGGAUGCCCCCUGAUACCCAAACGCAAUGGGCAAAGUCACUCGCGAAAACGCAUCGUGCUUUGCAAAAGCUCCUUGCCGCAUUUGGGAAUCCAAAUACGCGUUCUUCAGUGGGACGUACUGGUGCGCCCGCGUACCUCACUCAUCCUAACCUCAACCCGACCUCCGCUUCCAUGGGAUCACUUCCUCCUGUGUCGGCAAGCAUGACUCCUAGCGUUGGUUCUCUUCCGCCUCCUACGCCAGAAAGCUCUGGUAGUGGUGAAUGGUCAAUGCCCAGUAUACUUGAUCGCGCAUCAGAGUAUAUUCAUCCACCCCUGUGGGGCUAG
Penicillium robsamsonii is the source of this 2436-nucleotide messenger RNA. Its product is annotated as putative C6 transcription factor. The record is from RefSeq and is a predicted model, not a curated record. Bases 1 to 2436 code for a protein of 811 amino acids. The transcript has 4 exons. Gene Ontology annotation, biological process: DNA-templated transcription; regulation of DNA-templated transcription. NCBI's taxonomy places the organism in Eukaryota, Fungi, Ascomycota, Eurotiomycetes, Eurotiales, Aspergillaceae. Gene Ontology annotation, molecular function: carboxy-lyase activity; DNA binding; zinc ion binding.